Molecule: messenger RNA, 1855 nt
Organism: Macadamia integrifolia
Lineage: Eukaryota; Viridiplantae; Streptophyta; Magnoliopsida; Proteales; Proteaceae
Product: phosphatidylglycerophosphate phosphatase PTPMT2-like
Exons: 7
Coding region: 607-1605 (332 amino acids)
Biological process (GO): protein dephosphorylation
Molecular function (GO): phosphatidylinositol-4,5-bisphosphate 5-phosphatase activity; protein tyrosine/serine/threonine phosphatase activity
Source: RefSeq, a predicted model, not a curated record
CCGUUUCCGUUUGUCUUUAUUUUAUCAUUUUCGCUUCCCUUCUUUGUCGAACUGAGAGAUCGAGAAGAGAGAGAAAGAUAAGAGAUAGAGAGAGACAGACAGAGGUGUUGUAGUCGAGGGUGGUGGUGGUUGUUGUGAAGCGCUAUUUCGAUUUUCAGUGUUUGUUGGGAAAGAGAAAGCAAGAAAGAUAGGAGUGAACCUAACGGAGCAAGAAAACUAGGGUUUUUUUUUUUCUCUUUUCUUUUCUUUUUAAAGCUAUUGAGGUUCGAUUCGAUCGGUUGAGGGACAGAUAAGGGAUCGCUUGUUGACGGGGACUUUUUUUUUUUCCUUCGGUUGAGUAUAGAUCCGGUGCAAUCUGGCGACGAAUAUGCUCGGUUUCCGCUUCGAUCUAUCUUUAGUGAAUCAGAAUUCGAUCUCUUGUCGAAGUUUUAGGCUUCAUUCGUUGAUUCCGUUGUGAUUUGGCUUCGGUGUUGUGGGUUUCUGACGUUUUUGACGCAGAAAAGAAGCUUUCUUCGAGGGGAAGAAAAAUUGGUUCCUGGGAAUUGGAUACUUUUUGGUUUUGGGAUAAUCGGAAUUUGAUCGUCGUCGGUGGAUUGGGUCGGAGGCAUGUAUAUUGAGGAAUUGAAGGAAGGGGAGGUGGAAAGUGGGGAGGAAGGGUUGGUUGCUGAUGUUCCCCAUAGUGAAAUUGCUGUUUCGGAGGCAAAAAGGGCGUUGAUUGGUGUUGGAGCUCGUUUUCUUUUCUACCCAACUCUGUUUUAUAACGUUGUCCGGAACAAGAUUCAGUCGGAGUUCCGUUGGUGGGAUGGGGUUGAUGAGUUUAUUUUGCUAGGUGCUGUUCCAUUUCCUACUGAUGUUCCCCGCCUGAAACAACUUGGUGUUUGUGGAGUGAUCACGCUGAAUGAGCCAUAUGAGACAUUGGUACCCACUUCACUGUAUCAUGCUUAUGGCAUUGAACAUUUGGUAAUUCCUACAAGAGAUUACCUUUUUGCUCCGUCAUUUGGAGAUAUAUGCAAGGCUGUAGACUUCAUACACAAAAAUGCUUCUUGUGGGACAACGACAUAUGUUCACUGUAAAGCAGGCCGUGGACGUAGUACAACCAUUGUUCUUUGUUACCUGGUGCAGCACAAACGGAUGACACCUGAUGCUGCGUACAAGUAUGUGAGAUCUAUUAGACCAAGGGUGCUCUUGGCACCUUCACAGUGGCAGGCUGUUCAAGAGUUCUACCGUCUCAGGGUGGAGAAAACCUUUGGUGGUCCUCUCACCUUGUUCAAUCCAAUGAUAAAAGCAUUAGCUUCCCCAGCCUUGACCAAGGACCUAGAAGCCUUUGAUGAAGGCUCUGUAGUGGUCAUAACAGAAGCUGACCUUGAUGGAUAUGAUGAGAGCCGUGAUUCUAGUAUUGUUGGCAAUGAAGUGUGGGCAGAGCUGAACCUAGUCUAUAGGGUUCAGUUUGCUGGUCAGGCAGCCCUGGCAAGGCUUUCAUGUCUUUGGCUUCGCUGCCAUGCACGACAGAAAUUGGCGGGUGAGAAGCUCAGCAGGGAGAGCAGCAGCUGCUCCAUGGUAGCCGAUAAAUUGCAAGGACUGGGCGUCGACAUCCGCGUCUAUUGAGAAGUGCUGUUGAAAGUGUAAAGCGAUUUUAUGAAAGUUCUUUUUUUCUUCUUCUUGAGGUUGCUGUUUUAUUAGACGGGCAAAUAAUAAAGUCAUUUCCGUAUUUGCUGUUAAUCCGAGACAUGGAAUCAAAGUCAGCUAUAGAUUGGCCGAAAGUUGUGGAGUCGCUUUUCUGCGACCCAUCCCCAUGUUUGAGUUAUAGUGAGUUGUACGUGUACAUAUUUCAUAAAUGAUUCUUCUCUUUCUCAAA